AGUCGGCCGGCAGCCGCCGCGGGACGUUGAGCUCGCAACAGUCGCGUCCCAACUGUACACAGUACACUGUUUAUUUACAAUUAAACCGUCACAUUCAAACCCCCCCAGCAAAAGGACACCACUACGCCAACGCACUCACGCACCUUAUCGGAUGGCGGAAGAUGCGUCAGCGGAGUGCCUCUUCGAGAGACUCCGUGCGUUCCAGCUGCGCGCCCCCGACGCCACGGAGGCGGCUCGCAGUAUCACAUCGCGUAUCAACUCCCGCCUCACCUCCCACGACAAACAUGUUCGCCAAACAACAUUGGACAAACUAUGGAACAAGCAGUCGGGUUCCGUACAGACCCUCAUCUCGAUUUUAGAAAAUACCAGAGAUACACCCACAUCUACUUAUAUUACAUCGAUAUUAAGAGAAACCUUAUGUCUGAAACAAGGAAAGGGAAAGAAAAAUUCAGUCGCAAUAGAAAUACAAGAAAUAAAGAAGCAAUAAAUUAAAAAGAACGGAAAAGAAAAUAAACCACCAUUUGUAAAAAGGGUAAAUAAUACCGCCCGACAACAAUGUUCGCAAAAUUUCAUUGCCAUGAAUGGGACUCAAGUAAUGCUCCGAACGUUGGUCACCACUCAUGCCAAACGUGACAGCAACGUGGGCACCGAGCUCAUGCUUCAGGAUCUGGUAUGGAUUAUUGCGACGCUAGCACCUAAAGAUCCCAAGUUCGCUAUAAAAGCUAAAUUAGUAGGAUGUGUGAGGACAAUGCAUCUUAUAUUCAAAGGGCAUUACACUGACAACAAACUGAUUUUUCCACUCCUCGUAAUUAUAAAACAACUUGCGAAAAAUGUGGUAACAACGUCUAUUCUGAUUCGGGACGGCGUUACCGCUACGUAUGAGCGAGUGCUGGUGAGCCUCGGCUACAUCCCCACCGCGAGGCUUCGUCUUUGUCUCGACGCCAUCGACUACUUCAGCAGAAACAAAGUCUGCUGCAUGCACAUCGUCAAAACAGGCUUAUGUGCAGUCCUUCUCAGGGUGUUCGACCGUUGGGACCGCUACGAGGGACGUAUGAGGCUCAAGAUUUGCGCACAUAUUUUGCAGACACUUCAACAUCUUUGCAAUAUUAGAACGGGUCGUCGAGCUCUGUGUACGAAAAAGCACGUACAAAUACUCCACCGAUUCUGUUCACAAUGUCCUGACGAACCGGAAUUCGAUAGUCUUCUAGCACGAGUAUGUUCUGUCAUCACACUUUGUUUGAAACAUCAAGCUUUGCCUGUUCCAGCUUCUAGCCCUGCCACUUUUAACCUGAACCCAAUAAUAAAAGGAACAAAUACAUCAUGGCCAUGCCACGAGGAUGAAGAAGAUGCUGCAAACUCUGAUGCAAAAACAAUUAACUCCGAUUUAGAUGACGAUGAGACUAAUUCGGAUAUAGAUGGAAUGGAUGAUUUUCCAGAUAUCGAUGUAGAUGACAAUGAAAGAAGGAAUGAGACAGAAAAAAGACACAUUAAAAGCGGUGAAAGUAUACAAAACGCUCUUUGGAUUAAUUCAAAUGAGAGAGAUAUAGAAGACUUGAAAAGAUACGCUAUUUAUUUUAAGGAAUUUGGAUCUUAUAAUAAACAAAUAAAACUAGUUAAGAGUCGCUCUAGUUCAAAGGGAUUUAUACUUGAAGACUAUUUGAACCAAUCUAGUAAUAGUAAAAACAUACCUACAUCUCUAAGUCACUCACUUUGUGCUCUUUUAACUAAUGCGGAAUAUGAACGUAUUUCGGACUCGACAUAUACAACGUCCGUAUUUCAGAGCGGCAAUAGUAGUUCCAUAACGUCUUGCUCGCAUUUGAAACUUCAUAAAGAUAUCCCAAAGUACAGCUUAUUCCAAUCAGUUUAUUGUUCGAUCGCGUCAAGAGUACGAAGCGUGAUACCAUUUGUCAAAGUUGCUUAUCCUGAUUUAAUGGGAGGAAAAUGUCUAAAUUAUCCAGAACCACUGAAUAAAAUGGAAAGAACAGCUUGCCGGAGCAAAUUACUAUCGUCUGUGGAUAAAGCUAUUAAUCCAGAAGCAUAUUUAAACGAAGUUGUGUAUGAUUUAGAUCAAUUAUGUAACAGUAUGGCUUCAGAUAAUUCGUCACAAAAAAGUACGGAUAACUUUCUUCUGACAAACACAGAUGAGCAAGACAUUUCAAAAAUUAACACAUUUCCAUCUCGUUUGAACUUUGAGUCGAGGUUUGAAUCUGGAAAUCUCAGAAAAGCAAUUCAGGUAGGUCCAAGAGAAUACGAGCUGAUUCUAAUGCCAGAUGUGAAUUCGUCUAAAAGACACCAAUGGUUUUAUUUCGAAGUACGCAACAUGCAGCAGGGACGUCCUUAUAUAUUUAAUAUUGUAAAUUGUGAGAAAUCAGACAGUCAAUUCAAUUUCGGUAUGAAGCCAGUUUUAUAUUCUGUGAAAGAAGCUAUUCUGGGAAAACCAGGAUGGGUGAGAGCAGGCUCGGAAAUUUGCUACUACCGCAACAGCUACCACUACGCGAACCAGAAGAACCACAACAAGUGCUAUCUCACAGUUACCUUCAACAUCGAUUUCCCUCAUACGAACGACGUGUGCUACAUCGCUUACCACUACCCCUUCACUUAUUCUAUGCUAAUGACCCGCAUUUUCCAGUGGAUUUCGCACCUGCCUCCUGGAACAUACCUACGAGCUGAAAACCUUUGUUACUCUUUGAAUAACAACGAAGUGCCCUUACUGACUAUAACCGCAGACGACAAUGCUUCUAACCCAAUUGUGGAUCGUGACACAAUAUUCCUAACGGCGCGUGUGCACCCUGGCGAAAGCAACGCGUCUUGGGUAAUGGACGGCACUCUGGGCUGCUUGUUGAGCGACUCCGCAUCUGCGGCUGCACUUCGAGCCAAAUACGUGUUCAAAAUCGUGCCAAUGCUUAACGUCGAAGGUGUAAUCAACGGUUGCUAUCGAUGCGGCUUAACUAAUGAAGAUUUAAAUCGUCGUUGGUGCAAGCCGAGUCCUGUUUUACAUCCUUCAAUCUACCACACGAAGGGCCUCAUAGAAUAUCUAGUACGAGUUUGGAAGAAACCGCCGUUAGUAUUUUGUGAUUAUCACGGUCACUCGCGCAAGAAGAAUGUGUUCUUCUAUGGAUGCGCGAGCGCGGAGAGUUGGUGCAGCAGCGACCGGCUCGCGCCCGACGAACCCGUUAAAUACCUAAUGUUGCCAGCUUUAAUGCACCGCAUAUCGGACGCGUUCGCGCUCGGAUCGUGCUCUUUCCGCGUGGAACGUGAGCGUGAAAGCACGGCGCGAGUCACCGUGUGGCGCCACCUCGCCGUUGCGCGCUCCUACACCAUGGAGGCCUCCUUCUGUGGCUUUGACCAGGGACCAUACAAGGGCUUCCAUCUGAACACACAACACCUACAGAACGUGGGCGGUGAUCUGUGCGAGGCUCUCGGGGGCCUGAGCGAUGGCGCCAGCGUUGAUAUACAACUGACUAAAGACCUCAAUGGAAACAUGAUUGAAGUAAAUUGGGAUAACACUAGGGGUAUAAGAGUAAAAGCAGUGGACAGUGAACCGGGAUCUGGUUCGGACAGCGUACUCAAAACAGAUUCCGACGAAGACUUUGAUUAAUUUUGUAAAAGCUGUAUUAUGAAUGAAUAUAUUUUUGAGCUUGUGGACUUAUC
Parnassius mnemosyne (clouded apollo) is the source of this 3651-nucleotide messenger RNA. The record is from the annotation of a GenBank genome assembly. NCBI's taxonomy places the organism in Eukaryota, Metazoa, Arthropoda, Insecta, Lepidoptera, Papilionidae.